This is a messenger RNA of Suillus discolor, 1112 nucleotides long. RefSeq lists its product as uncharacterized. The record is from RefSeq and is a predicted model, not a curated record. The transcript has a single exon. NCBI's taxonomy places the organism in Eukaryota, Fungi, Basidiomycota, Agaricomycetes, Boletales, Suillaceae. Bases 51 to 908 code for a protein of 285 amino acids.
GCCGCUCGCCGCCGAGUAGUGACUCCGGUUGGUCAGAGUCUGACAUAUUCAUGGGUAGCCCUUCUCCAGAUCGGCGUUUGAUGACUCCAGGGAGCCCCCUUCCGGGACCACCCCCGGUGCCCCACAACCCUACCCCAGAUUUCAGUCCUCAAUCACAGGCAAUUUUCGGAGGACCACUACCUCCCUUGACACCUAGCCCUUUCUACCCAGACCCUCGUCAUCAUGUACCAUCCCCUGACAGUCCCACCACGCAGCGCGUCACUCGUAUGCAGGCUCGUCGUGCUGGCAAUGUUUCCAACAUUCCUGUCGGCGCCCGUCCGCUGCCUCAAUCUUCGUCGUCGUCAUAUCCAUAUCCAUCAGAUGGUAUUCCCCCAAUAACUCCGCCCAGACCGAUCACUACCUUGUCACAUGCAUCUUUCAGAAUUCCGGACUUUGUGCAAAUCCUCGAACAUGCACAACAGUCCUUCCCAGUCGUUACUGGUCGUGUAAUCCGCCGGGUUAUCAUGAUAGUUGAAAUCAAACCGGAGCCACAGGCCGGUAUGAUAUUCGAAUGGGAAUCUAUCUGGGAGGAUCAAGUACAAGAGCAGGUUCUUCAUGCAUUCGAGGCUGAUCGUACUCUAAAAUAUUUGGGAGUCAUCAUAGCCGCUGGUCGUCAUUGGGUCUAUGGUACCGUGAACCGUGGCGAUCUACUUCCUCGGACAAUGUCAGAGAGGCGUGAUCCAACUUGGGCUGAAGUCCAGCGUCUUGUUCCCUCGUUAGAUAUCCCCGACUUUCUCCCCAAAGCAAAGGAUGGCCGUCCUAACACCUUGUAUGAAUUCGAGCUCCUGGACGCUAGGGGAGAGUCCCUCAGAGCCUUUGAAGGGAUUUUAGAUGACCUGCGCAAUCAUAAUAGUGAUAUUUGGAUUUAGGACAUCUUGAUAACGCGGCCAGGAGGGAUGUGGUAUUAUCGCGAAGUGGGAUGGACGUGGAAAUAUAAGCAUGCGGUGUACAACGAUGUUAGGUAGAAUAUUGCAAAUAUAGAUCUUGUGGUCAUGUAGUCGCCGCAUGCAGCAGGAUUCGAUGAAGGAAUGGUUGUUAUAUCUCAACCAUUUUGAAAGUACGCCAUCCGAAAU